UCUACGGCUACGCGGUUGGGAGUUGUCAUGGCGUCUGAAUCAUUGGUCCGGAUGUGAACUCGUUAGUAAUUUUGUGCCUCAAAAAGCCGCAAUGGCUCGCUCUCUGCAAGUUUCUCAGCAGAGAAUAGCUGAAAAGCUAACCAUAUUAAAUGAUCGUGGCAUUGGAAUGCUCACGAGAAUAUAUAACAUCAAGAAGGCAUGUGGAGACGCAAAGUCCAAGCCGUCUUUUCUUUCGGACAAAAGUCUGGAGUCUGCAAUCAAGCAUGUCGUCCGGCGCUUUCCCAACAUAGAUAUCCGGGGAAACAGCGCACAACUAACGGCGGUUUACAGUAUAAGACAGGAUAUUAUGAAGUCUUUGUCGUUAUACUACUACACGUUUGUUGACCUCCUCGACUUUAGAGACCAUGUCAACGAACUCCUUACUACGAUGGAUUCAUUCCAACUUCACCUUGACAUUGCCCUAAACUUCGACAUAGCAAAAGGGUACCUCGACUUGGUAGUGUCGUACGUCACGUUGAUGAUCCUGCUGUCACGCGUCGAAGACCGCAAGGCCGUCCUCGGCCUCUUCAACACCGCGCACGAGAUGACGCACGGCCACAGUGACAACAGCUUUCCGCGCCUGGGUCACAUGAUCAUUGAGUACGAUCCGCCGCUGAAGAAGCUGUCGGACGAGUUUGUGCCGCAUUCUAAGAUGCUGUUCCAGGUGCUGAUGUCACUGCAGCAAGUUUUCCCACGGAGGAACCUCACCGCGGAUGACUGGCGCAAGAGUCAGAUGCUGAGUCUUCUGGUGGCUCCUGCGCAGAUGCUGACACCAGCACAGACUGAAACGAUGCCGUGCGAAUACCUGUCUCUGGAAACCAUGGAACGUUGGAUCAUAUUCGGUUUCCUGCUCAUUCAUCCAUACCUGCAACAGCCACCGGCUCAAGCUCUGUUUCAAGGGGCGCUGUCCAACGGUUGGGCCGUGACGCUAUUCCGAGAUGAAGUCUUGCAGGUUCACGCGUAUGCCCAGCAGUUCUUCGAAAGCCUCAAGGGACACGGAAAGAGGGCUUCUGAAGUGAAGGAAGCCUUCAGCGCAGCCCUCCAGACGGCUCCACUGGUGCAUCGGGAGCGAAGGAAAUUCCUCCGAUCUGCGCUGAAGGAGCUCGCCUUGGUGUUGGCGGAACAGCCCGGUCUUUUAGGACCCAAGGCCCUCUAUGUCUUCAUGGGCCUGUCCUUGGCUCGUGACGAAGUUUGCUGGUUGAUCCGACACUGCGAGAACCCUCCAACACGUACUCCGGCACGGUCGCGGAGCCUUCAGGGAGAAGACCUGAUUGACCGCCAGCUCCCCGAACUGCUCUUCCACAUGGAAGAGCUCCGCGGGCUGGUCCGGCGCUAUGCUCAGAUCUUCCAACUGUACUACGUGCAAUACCUGGCGGGCUUUGAUGCUCCGGCCCUGAACCUUCUGCUUCAGCAACUGUCUGGCAUUCCCGAGGAAGACGCUGCUCUCCUUUCCACGGCGUGUGCGACCAUCGGAGCUUUGGGACCACGACAGGUCGAAGAGAAGCAGACCCUUGACCUGCGCGGCCUGCGCCUCGACUGGUUUCGACUGCAGCUGCACGCUAGUGCUCAGCGCUAUCCGCUCAGCCUGCGAGAACAUCCCGAGCUCGCUGUUCUCAUGAACACGUUAGUGUUUCACACCAAGAUGGUGGACUACCUAGACAGGGUAGUCGUCGAUACUUCGGACCUUUCCAUUUUCUGUUUCUUCAGUCGUAUCUUCGAAGACCAGUUCCACCUGUGCUUGGAGUUCCCAGCGCAGACGCGAUACAUCAUAGCGUUUCCCCUUAUCUGUUCCCACUUCAUGAAUUGCACGCACGAGCUUUGUCCAGAAGAACUUUGUCCGCAGCGCCACCAUAUCGGAGACCGGAGCCUGACCCUGGUCAACGCCUUCCUCGACGAGAUGUCGAAAGAGGCGAAGAACAUCAUCACGACCAUCUGCGACGAGCAGUGCAUGCUCAGCGACCGACUGCUUCCCAAACACGUGGCUCCGCAGAUAGCCCAUGUGGUGAACAAGAAGAAGCGGGACAAGAAGCCCCGACCCCCUCCCAGCGAACGGGAUCGCCCGGGAGCAGAGAGUUACCGGAGGACGCGGGAGGAGUUGUUCACGAUGGACAAACUGCACAUGGCUCUGACAGAGCUGUGCUUUGCGAUCAACUACUGCAGCACGAUCCACGUCUGGGAGCACACGUUUGCGCCCAGAGAGUACCUGUCGCAACACCUGGAGAACCGCUUCAACAAGGCACUGGUGGGCAUGGUGAUGUACAACCCGGACAACAACGAAAUUGCCAAGCCUUCCGAGCUGCUGUCGAGUGUUCAGGCGUACAUGAGCGUGCUCCAGAGCAUCGAGAAUUACGUGAACCUCGACAUCACGCGGGUUUUCAACAACGUUCUGUUGCAACAGACGCAGGCACAGGACAGUCACGGCGACAAAACUAUCGCUACGCUUUACACCAACUGGUACCUGGAAGUUCUGCUACGAAAGGUGACAGCGGGGCAGAUCUGCUACUCGCCCUUCCAGAGUGCCUUUGUCAACCUUCUCAACGACGGGCAGGUGCCGUUUACCGCGGAGGAGUUCUCCGAUGUCAACGAGCUGCGAUCGCUAGCCGAACUGAUUGGUCCUUACGGAAUGAAGUUUCUGAACGAGAGCUUGAUGUGGCACAUUGCGAGCCAGGUUAACGAACUCAAGAAAAUUGUCGUACAAAAUCGAGACAUCCUCAUGGAACUACGAUCGAACUACGACAAGCCCGAGCAAAUGAAGGAGCUCUUCCGAAAGUUGCAACAUGUAGACAGCGUGUUGCAGAGGAUGACCAUCAUUGGUGUGAUCCUGUGUUUCCGAGCUCUGGCGCAAGAAGCAUUGAGAGAUGUCUUAUCUAUGAGAAUUCCAUUCCUGUUGAGUUCUGUCGUGGACUUCAAGCAUCACAUUUCAAAUGGAGACUCAAUCCUCGAAAACGUUCGAGAGCAGAUUGUGAGCGAGAUGGCGUCAGCAGCGGGAAUUCUCUGCAAGGUAGACCCUGCAUUGGUUGGAGCGCUCAGAUCACAAAAGAAUGAUUUGGGAGAGGACGAGUAUCAGAUAGCUUGCCUGCUGAUGGUGUUCAUUGCUGUGUCACUCCCCAAGCUCGCCAGAAGCGAGGGUUCCGUCUACAAGGCGAGCAUGGAAGCCCACAGCAACAACAUCCACUGCCUCGCGCAAGCCAUCAAUGGUUUGGCAGGAUCCCUCUUCACCCUUUGUGGGCAGGGAGACAUCGAGGACCGUCUCAAGGAGUUCCUAGCGCUGGCCUCCUCCAGUCUCCUGAGGCUGGGUCAGGAAGCGGAGCGGGAGACGGCGAGGGAGUCGGUCUUCCUCUUGCUCCACUUCAUCGUCGAAGAGUCGCCGUUCCUCACGAUGGACCUGCUGGAGUCGUGCUUCCCGUACGCGCUGCUCCGCAACGCCGCUCACGCUGUGUACAAGGUUGAAGCUUGAUUUUCGAAUAGCUGUACUGUAUCUCUCGCGCGGAGCGUCGCCGGGCGUCGAGGAAGCUUCGCGGAGCUCCGCCGAUCAUCGUUGGCGCGGUUGAGAAAGUUUGCGGACGAACCUUACGUGCAUUACGCAUCUUCGAACCGCAGCGCGAAUAGACCCUUGUGUUUUUUUAGGGGGAGGGGGGUUUCAUAUUUUUGUGAAAUUUGGGAGCUGCAAACUCUGGCGAUGUAAGCGCGGUAAAGCGGAUUUUUUAAAUUGAAAAUUGAAAUCGAAACCGGUUUCUCACAUUUUAGGUGGACAAUAAGAUGCCAAGCGGCAAUGGUGAAUGUGCAGUGCAUAGUGCCUGUAUUGGUGGCUGAAUUUGUAUUUUACAAAGUUAAUUUUCUGUUUGGCUUGUUUUGUCCACAGUGAUGCUAAUGGAAACUGGGGACAAAAUGAGUUAUACCGUAUUUAACCCAGUAACACAGGGCUGUAAGCAUCAGGACCCUGAAAAGGCACAAUGUAACAUCACCCUGAAGGUGCAAUGCACUUUUGUUGCGGGUGUCACGGACCUUCGCUGCACAUCAUAGAACGUUGUUGUGGUGUUUUGGAGCUCCAUGCUGCAUUCUGGGAUGUCAGGCCAUUUCACUUGCCAGAUUAGCAUAGUUAACUUGUCAUUUUAGUUAGAUAUUACUUCUUUUGAUAGCCUAUUUGAUUGGUUGGAACUAUAGAGGUAAAGUGAGGUGAUCAAUGCCAUGUUUAAUUGUAAAUAGACAAUUUUUUUCUCCUAUAAUUUAUGAAUGAUGCAGGCAGCCAGCAGACAUGUUCACAUGUUGGAUAAGUUCUAGCAUUUUAUAUAUAUAUAACCUAAAUUAAAAAAGGUCAAUAAACAAAUUGCACUUUGUA
This is a messenger RNA of Ornithodoros turicata, 4378 nucleotides long. RefSeq names its product membrane-associated protein Hem-like (gene Hem). Gene Ontology annotation, biological process: cell migration; neuron projection morphogenesis; cell morphogenesis. The record is from RefSeq and is a predicted model, not a curated record. The transcript is spliced from 25 exons. Gene Ontology annotation, cellular component: SCAR complex. NCBI's taxonomy places the organism in Eukaryota, Metazoa, Arthropoda, Arachnida, Ixodida, Argasidae. Bases 92 to 3496 code for a protein of 1134 amino acids.